This is a messenger RNA of Mercenaria mercenaria, 4193 nucleotides long. RefSeq names its product glutaminase kidney isoform, mitochondrial-like. The record is from RefSeq and is a predicted model, not a curated record. The transcript has 15 exons. Lineage: Eukaryota; Metazoa; Mollusca; Bivalvia; Venerida; Veneridae. Gene Ontology annotation, molecular function: glutaminase activity; protein binding. Gene Ontology annotation, biological process: L-glutamine catabolic process. Bases 305 to 1741 code for a protein of 478 amino acids.
AAAGUUAAAUGCACAAUCGAUCGUCUUCCAACUACCAAGAGAGAAGUAAAUAGUUAUUGUGCACAAUAAUUAAUUUAAAACAAACAAAAUGGCUGAGAAUUCGCAUUAUCUUAAAAGUAGGAUAUCGAGCCUUAAACAAUGGCAGGAAGGUUUAAAGGAACUACGUUAUUCCGGUAUGAAGGGCUUUGAGGAGAAGUUGUUCAACUUCCUAUGUGAUCAAAAUAAACUGGUUUCUAUAGAUAAAUUUAAAAAUUUGUAAGAAGAGACCGGAUUGCGGGAUAACGACUUCCGGUUGAGUGAGACGAUGCAAAAGUUUCGUACCGUACUAGAGAGGCAGUUGCACGAUGAGCAUGAGCUACACGGGAUGAUGGACAAAGAGACUUUCCUUGAUUGCGUUUCUGACAACAUAGUUAUAAUAUCAAAAGCACUGACCAGCCAGUUUGUUAUACCAGAAUUCAGGACAUUCACAGACAUCAUUGACAAAAUUUUCGAGAAAUGUGUGGACAACGAGGAAGGAAAGCCAGCACAGUAUAUCCCACAACUAGCAAGACGAAAUCCAAAACAUUGGGGUGUGUCCAUAUGCACAGUAGAUGGCCAAAGGUAUGACUUAGGGGAGACAAAUAUUCCUUUCUGUCUUGAAUCAGUAGUAAAGCCCCUAAUAUACGCUCUCACACUGAACGACCUGUCCCCAGAUGUUGUUCACAGGUUUGUAGGUCAAGAGCCCAGUGGAAGAUCUUUCAACGAACUCACACUCGACUAUCAAAACAAACCUCACAACCCUAUGAUAAAUGCCGGUGCAAUCGUGAUAUCUUCACUGCUGAAGAAAGGUUUGGUCAUCGCUGACAGAUUCGAUUACGCGAUGGACGAACUGAAGAGACUGUCAGGUCAAGAACACGUCACAUUUAACAAUUCAGUGUAUUUGUCAGAAAGAGCUACCGCAGACAGAAACUUUGCCUUGGGUUAUUACAUGAGGGAAAACAAAUGUUUUCCACCUGAAGCUGAUCUGGUAGAAACUUUAGAGUUUUAUUUCCAACUGUGCUCUAUCGAGGUAACUGCACAAUCUGGGGCUGUGAUAGCGGCUACAUUAGCCAAUGGUGGGAUAUGUCCUACAACGGGGGAUAAGGUGCUCGAUUCAGAGGCUGUGCGAAAUACUCUUUCACUGAUGCACUCGUGCGGCAUGUACGAUUAUUCCGGGCAUUUUGCUUUUAAGGUAGGACUGCCUGCAAAGUCUGGCGUGGCUGGCGGUGUUUUACUUGUAAUUCCAAAUUUGAUGGGAAUUUUUACCUGGUCCCCUCCACUCGAUCAAUGGGGUAACAGCAGCAGAGGGGUACAAUUCUGCGAGGAGCUGGUGGCUAACUUCAAUUUCCACAACUAUGACAAUCUAAGGCAUACUAGCAAGAAGUACGAUCCUCGAGGUCGUGCCGUGGAGUCCAAGGCCCAGGAUGUUGUCAACUUACUCUUCAGUGCUUUCAACGGUGACGUCACUGCUAUGAGAAGAUACGCCUUGCUGGGGAUGGACAUGUCUCUUGCCGACUACGACGGUAGAACAGCUUUACAUCUUGCCGCUGCUGAAGGACACGAGUCAAUCGUUCGAUUUUUGCUCGAGAAAUGUAACGAUGUUAAUCCACAUCAAAAAGACACGUAUUGUGCCACAUACAAAAAUCAUGGAACUUCACAGCUUACGAUGAUGCUAAGCGGUUCAAACAUGAUGAUGUGGCAAAUAUUCUUCUGGAAUAUAUGAAGAAAAAUCCGCCACCAGAAGGAGAACUUCAGAUCGAAGAUAUCAAUGAAAAAAUGAAACAUUUGCAUAAUAUCGAGCGAUCUGAAAAAAGUCUGGGUGACGGUACAGAUCACGUUGUGUAAAGUAUUUGGGGAAAGAAUGAGCCACAUGUAAUACUAACACGCAGAAAACAUGCAAUUUUAAGGUGUGGUAGUGAACACGUGCAAACGGUGACUACUAGGAAUGUGUUUGAAGCUAUAAACAAUUUAAAUGUUGACUUUUAUUUACAUGUAAAAGAAUUUAAGUUAUCCUAAACAGAUAUACACACAGAACAGAAUGUUUUGUGUAUAACCAAAUGUUUUUAUACAUUGUACUGGCACUUUAUUUGCACAGGUUGAAAGCUCGUUUUAGCUCACCUUUCACAUAGUGUAGUGACAAGGUGAGCUUUUGUGAUCGCCCUUCGUCAGUCCGUCUGUCCACAAUUUCUUGUAAACACGAUAGAGACCACAUUUUGCAAUGAAUUUAAUAAAACUUGUACACAACUUGUUUUUGGUAUAAUAUCUCGGUUCCUUUCGAAAACUGUCCAGAUCCCGUCAUGGGUUCCACGGUUAUGACCCCUUAAAGGACCGAAAUUUGUCAUUUUGCCUUUUGAACACGAUAGAGACUACAUUUUGCAAUGGAGUUUGUUCAAACAUGCACACAACUUGUAUUGGCAUAAUAUCUCGGUUCCUUUCGAAAAUUAGUCAGAUCCGAUCAUGGGUUCCAGAGUUAUGGUCCCUAACAGGGCCAAAAUUUGCUAUUUUGGCUUUUGCAGACAUAUAGAGACUUCAUUUAUGUUUUGAUUUGAAACAAACUUGCAAAAUAUCUUUAACAACAAUAGAUCUCGGAUUCCAUGAUGAAUCCGUCAGAUCCAAUCAUAGGUUCCGGCGUUACGGCCCCUGAUUGACCCCUGAAAGAGCCAAAACUCUUACAUUCGAUUUUAACCACACUUACACACAAGUUAAGUCACAAUAAGAUCUCAGUUUCGUUCGAAAACUGGCUAGAUUCUAUUAUGUGUUCUAGAAUAACUGCCACUGAAAGGGAUAAAAUGUUCCUUUUUAGCUCUUUCAGUCAUACAGAGGUUUCAUUUAGGCUUCGAUUUGAUACAAACUUGCACAGAAUGUUUAUCUCGAUAAUGUUAAGGACAAGUUAGAGACUAGGUCAUAUGGGGUCGAAAACUAGGUCAUCAGGUCAAACCAAAGGUAAAGCUUGUUAACAAUGUAGAGGCCACAUUUAUGAUCCUAUCUUCAUGAAACUUAAUCAGAAUGUUUAUCUUAAUGAUUCCUAUGCCAGGGUCAAAACUGGGUCAUAUUGGAUGAAAAACUAGGUCACCCGGUCAAAUCAAAGGAAAAUCUUGUUAACACUCUUGAGGCCACAUUUAUGACCCUGUCAGAAUGUUUAUAUUGAUGAUUUUUAGGUAAAUUAUGACACUUGAUCAUGUGGGGUCAAAAACUAGGUCACCCGCUCAAAUCAAAGAAAAGCUUGUUAAAACUGUAGAGGCCACAUUUAUGAUCCUAUUUUCUGACAAUAAACUUGGUCAGAAUGUUUAUCUUGAUGAUUUCAAGGCCAAGUGUAAAAAGUGAGCGAUAUAGGGUCAUCAUGACCCUCUUGUUCAAUAUUGUCCCUUCUCUCCUUAAAAAAAACACACACAUAUACCAGACAAAUUACAGGCUGAUGCAUUUUACAUGUCAGCCAGUUAUGGGGUGUUGCCGCACUGAAAUUGAUACCGAGCUGUGGAAAAAAUGCGUAUAACUGUUUGUUCAAGGCUCCAUUUCUCAGUGCUCAUUUAUGGAAACGUCAGGUACCACAUGUACAUACAUUACUUUAUUAUAUGCCUAUAUAUAUUUUGUCAAAAGUACAGGUUGUAUUUCACAAGUAAAUAUGAACAGGCAGAAAAAUCCGUAUUGUAACUUUUGUAUUGUAUGUUGCUGGACAACAUUCAUUUAUUAUGCAUGACAAAUUUCUAUAAAUAGCGCAAACGAAAACUUCACUCAUUUCCAUUUCAGCAUCGACAAACAUUUAAGAUUUCAUUCAAUAAUAAAACAACAAACAAAAAGGUGGAGGUAUAUAAUAAAAGGGUCAUUACAACAGUAACUAGAUCUGGGAGUUUGUUUUCGGCUCUUGUGGAUUUUGCAAGGACGGAUCGCCUCGUGAGAUCCGAUCCGGCAAAUUCCACUCGACCUGAAUACAGCAUCCAAGAUCGAGAUACUAUUAUAAUAACCCUAUUAUAUAUAUGUAUACAUUUCAUAUUGAUAAAGUGUAAAGGAUACAAUUUUUACAUGUAUAUAGUUAUACGAUACCCAACGUAUGUAAUUGACUAAUUUCUUGUACAGUGAAACUAUGCGUGCAUAUGAUAUUUGUUUUUCAUGUCCCUAAUUUAUAAGCAAAGAACUAUAUUCUAAUAUUUGUGAAAAUAAAUAACUGAUUAUAUCCA